AUGUGGCUUAAAGCGACACAGUUAUCCUAGACGUAAUCUACGCCGCGUGCAACACAACCGAGCGUUAGCCAAAGUGUAGAAAGUGUAUAAAGUGUGUAUAAAAAUUGUGGUGAAAAAUAAGCGUUGCUACAUUUUUAAUUUGUGCAAGUGCCACUAAUUCGAUUACAAAGUAACUGACACGAUUUUGUGGCACAACAGAAAUAACGGUUGCAACUUUUAAAUUGCCAUUAAAAAGUGAAUCUCUGGAGAAAAAAUUCCAACAGCUUGAAAUAGCGCAAAAAAAGCAAGCAACAACAACAAGCACAGUCAGCAAUUGAAUUGUAGCGAAAAUUCGGCGCCAUUUGGGGAAGCCAACGACGACAGUCCACCAGCAGCAAUAACAGCAAAAACAAUAACAGAGCCACAUAACCACCGAACCAACGGCGACACGCACCAGCAACAACAAGCAACCAAGACACAUACACACAUACACUCUCCUAACACAGAGGGAAUCUCUAUAAAAGUGAAAUUUUUGCCACACGACGCCCAAUAAAACAACCGGAAACACAAUGGUAACAGCACAACUGGCAAUUCGACGCAACAACGCCAACAACAACAACAGCAAGCAGCACAAAAUCAACAAGAAACAGAGUGGAACUCUGUGCAGCAGCAGCAGCAACAGCAAUGGCGGCAGCGCCAGCGCCCAAGUGAAAUGUCGCCGCGGUGGCGUCGGUGUGGCCUCAGCGCCAACGCUCAGUCUCGGCUUGUGGCUGCUGCCCGUGCUGUUGGUGUUGUUGGCGUGGCAGCAGCAGCCAUGCGAGGGACGUUAUCUGCCGACAAGGUCACAUGGCGACGAUUUGGAUAAAUUGCGCGAAUUAAUGUUGCAGAUUUUGGAAUCCAGCAACGAAGAGCAACGACCACCCAACGAGGCUAAUGGCAAUACAUUGGCGCAACGUGCCUCCUGGUUAAACAAGUUGAAUGCCAUGGAUGGUGUGGAUACGCAACGAAAAUAUGGCACACGUGGCAUCUACGACAAUGGACGUUACUAUUAAAUUACAAACCGCGAUGGAAAGAAGUAGAAAAAUAUGAGAAAAGAAGUUAAGUGAAGGCGUUGACGACCAAAAAAUAUAAUGAAAUUAAACCAAAACCACAUUGAAGACAAACAAGAGUAAGCGCGAAGAUUGUAAUGUGCCAAAAUGAUCAAAGAAUAUAGAAAGUGAAGUAAAAGCGUUAGUUAUAUAAAAAGAUAUUUUUGAUUUUGGAAUUGCCAAUUAUUAUUUAAUGCACGUUUUUCAUAUAUAAUAGGGUAAAAAAUAUGUUAAGGAAAUAAUUUAAAAAAUGUUCAAAGUUAUUACAAGCUCCUUAGCAGAAAAGAGAGAUUUAGAUAAAAGCUAUUAGAGAUGAAAACUUUCGCUUUAUUGAGUAAUAUUAGGGCUAGAAAGCUUUCACUUUAAUUCUUUUAAUGGUAUUGAAAGUUUUUAAAGAGAAUUAUAUUGGGAUAAAAAGCUUUCAUAUUGUCUGUUAUUGAAUUAUAUUAUUGCUCGAAAGCUUUCACUUUGGCUCUUCAUGAACUGAUAACGAAAGCUUUCUUGCAAGUUGUUAUAGAUUUUGUUUUUGUAAAUGCCUUUGAUACAAAUCCAUUAGCUUAUAACAGUAUUCACCGAAAGCUAUAAGAGCAAGCAUUUUUUGUGGUUUGCAAAGCAUAAUUUAAAUACCGUUACUUGAAUUUUUGAUAAUUGAGACCUAUAAAUAUGGUCAUAUUUAAAAGUUUUAUCUUCAUUUUCCCCGCUGGAGCAACUGAGCUUUAAGCUCAAAUGGAAGUGAAAGCUUAAGUAGGAAACAUUUUAGAAGAGUGUAAUAUAAUUUGCAUUUUUUCUCUGCCCUUUAAAAAGUUCUACUUCCUGAAUUAAAAUAUUUUGUGUCUUUGGAGCUUUCAAGUUCUGUGGAAAUAUUUGCAAAAUCACAAAAUAUUUGGUAUGCCUAUUUAAAAAACUUUUGAAAAAUAAGAAAGUUCUUAAAUUUUGUAUUUUAAUAUAAAAGUUUUUUCGAAGCUUUUUUAAAGCUUUUGAUUGUAGCAAGUGAACGUUUAAUAAAAAAUUACCUGUUUUAUGAGUUUUCUUAAUCAAUCUAUUUAAAAAGUAAUGCCAUAGUCAAAGUGAAAGCUUUUGAAGUAGCUAGCUUUCAGGUUAUGUUACUAAUUUUCUCUUUGCUGAGGAGCUUUUUGGGUUCAUUUAUAUUUUUUGACCAUUUUAUCGUGCUAGUUAACUUAUUUUAGUGUUUAUUUAAAUGUAAAAGCAUAGAACUUAGUGAAAAAGGCAAGCUUACGCCUGCGAAUAGAAUUUUCGAGAUUGAAUUGAAUUUUCGAGACUCAUUGAUUUUUAAAAUCUUUGCAAAUUUAUAACAAAAAUACUGUUAAUUUCUCCCAACAAAAUUAUAACAAUUUGUAGUAUAUACAUAUUCAUCGAUCUAUAUACUCGUAUGUAUGUGCUAAACCUAUUUGAGUAAAGAAAAUCUUUAAAUGUUCCUAUAUAUGUAUGUAACAACAACAAUAAUUAACCAUAUGUAUGUAUAUUAUAUUUAGCUUUUAGUAGAAAAAUGUUUGCCAUGAAAAUGUUAUUUUUAGCAAUUUAAUCAUUCAUAUAUGGAUAUUGUGUAAUUGUAUUUAAGUGAGCGGCGGACAACAAAAACAACUGUUAUGUAUUAUAUGUAUAUGUAAUAUGUACUAAACAUCUACUCCUAACUAUUAUAACUGUAAUUGUAAAUGUUGACAUGAAAACAAUAAUUUUUCGUAGUUUUUAGGCCAAAGCAAAUACAAACGUGGAAAAUACCGAAAAAAACAUUAACAAACUAAAUGAGUUAACAGUAAAUAUUUUAAAUAAAAUUAUAUAUAUAUACUUAUAUAUAUUUAUAGUCAAGGCGAUAGCAAAAUAAUACGUUCUAUACCAAAUGAAAACAUUUUAAGUGAAAUUUUAAAUAAAUACUCACAUAUAUACUCGUGCAUAUGUAUGUUGUAUCAAUCAAACCUGGGCAGCUUUAUGUUUGAACAAUAAAUAAAAGAAAACUAAAAUA
Molecule: messenger RNA, 3048 nt
Organism: Bactrocera neohumeralis
Lineage: Eukaryota; Metazoa; Arthropoda; Insecta; Diptera; Tephritidae
Exons: 3
Coding region: 549-1031 (160 amino acids)
Source: RefSeq, a predicted model, not a curated record